AUGUCCAGAUCCUUGCAGUUGCUUCGUCCCAGUGUUUUCAGUCGAAGAUGGAUGUCAAUCUCCAUGAUCCGGAAGAAUGAAGAAGCUCAGGCCAUCGAAGAGGAGUUUCAAAGCACUGCCCGAAAGUUCUGCCGUGACGAGAUUGUUCCAAAUGCACCAAAAUUCGACGAAACCGGGGAGGUGAGAGGAAAUAUUUGUUCGCUUUUAUAAAAUGGGUCAUUUUGACUUGAGAAAGAGGGAAAAUAAGAUGUUUCCACGAAUACCAUAUUAAAGACGAGGUUAUUUUUUAUAAGUGUCAUGCUUUACCCCAUGAAUUGAAUAUAGCUUUUCUGGACCUACCUCUCGUUUUACGCGUCGCGCUGAUGAAUUUUAUAGACUUCUCUAAUAAAUUUUAUUUUUCUGCCUGUGAAAUCCGAGAAAUCUCGCUGAAAAGGUUGUUCAAAUUCACUUGUUUUACUACAACUAUACAAUUCAUCUUCUGAUAUUUUGAAUUGCGAUUGUUUUAGUAUCCAUGGGACAUCGUAAAGAAAGCCCAUGCCCUCGGGCUGAUGAACACAGACACUCCCGAAGAAUUUGGUGGAUUGAAUCUGACAUUGGCUGCCAAAACAAAGAUCUACGAAGAGAUUGCCUAUGGAGACACGGCGAUUGGAACCUCGUUGAUGGUCAAUGAGCUGGCUCAGAUACCUAUUUUAUAUGCUGGAAGUAAUUAUUUGAAGGAAAAAUAUAUGGGAUGGAGUUUGAAGGAGCCUAUUCUUGCUGUAAGUUGUUGUGAAGAAUAUUAUUUCUCAGUUUGUCAAAUAUUCUAAGCAGUUUAUUUUAGGCAUACUGCACGACUGAGGCCGAUGCUGGCUCGGAUGUCGCGAAUGCCAAAACAAAGGCAGUCAAAGACGGAGACGACUACAUUCUUGAUGGAACAAAGGUUUGGAUCUCGAAUUGUGGUCUUGCCUCUUACUAUUUUGUUCUCGCUAAAACCGAUCCAAAAGCGUCUCCAAGCAAGGCUUUCACUGGAUUUAUUGUGGAUAGAAAUCUGCCUGGAGUUAGUGUUGGAAAGAAGGUGACUCUUUACUUCUAUUAUAUUACACUUGGAUCAUUACUUUGUUUUUGAUAUUGUUAUCUUUUGUAGGAAAGAAACAUGGGACAACGUUGUUCAGACACCCGUAGUCUUAACCUGGAAGGAGUCCGCGUUCCGUCUAAGAACGUUGUUGGCAAUGUGGGCCAAGGAUUCUUAUUGGCCAUGAAAGCCUUUGACCGAACGAGACCAAUUGUUGCUGCCAUGGGAUGUGGGGUACAACAGAGAUGUAUAGAUGAAGCUGGACAAUAUGCUGUCACCAGGAAGUGUUUCGGAAAAGCAAUCGCUGAUCAUCAGGUGGGUAUUAUAUUUUUUAUUGAAUAAUUUUUAUAUUGAACAUGAGGUUUUAUUGAUAAUAAUAUUUUCAGGGGAUUGGUUUUAAGUUGGCAGAUAUGGCUGUGAAUCUAGAAGCCUCGAGACUGUUGGUGGAGAAAGCUGCCAGGAAAGUGGAUGCUCAGGCGGAAGACGCAACUUAUUACUCGUCAGUUGCCAAGGUCUUCAGUACCGACAGUGCCUUCAAAGCUGCGUGUGAAGCUGUUCAGGUAAGGUUGUACAUAUUAUUACGUGAAAAGUUUUAAAAAAAUAAUAAAUUUCGCUUUUAGAUUUUUGGUGGAAAUGGUUUCAACACCGAAUAUCCAGUGGAAAAGCUCCUCCGCGACUCCAAAAUCCUCCAAAUUUAUGGCGGAACCAGUGAAAUUCAGAGAUUAGUUGUAUCCAGAAAAGUCGCUGCUCACUACAAAUAG
Bursaphelenchus xylophilus (pine wood nematode) is the source of this 1812-nucleotide messenger RNA. Lineage: Eukaryota; Metazoa; Nematoda; Chromadorea; Rhabditida; Aphelenchoididae. The record is from the annotation of a GenBank genome assembly.